AUGCGCCCAUUUUCCGACGAGCAUAACAUUCGCCAACCACUCUUGUCCCCACCCGAGGAAGAAUCCCUCAGUACGAGAUGGCGAAGAGCCGCCCGUGACUUUUUAAGCUCUCGAUGGGGCCAUUGCCUCAUUCUUAUCCUGGUUACAAUAGAUGUCUGCUGUAGCUUUGCAGAGUUUCUCAUCCAGUUGCAUGUCUGCGAGUUGAAGCAGAAUGGUUAUAGGGUGGGCGAGGAAUGGGCCAUCAUCGAGGAAGUCUUAGGCGUCACUGGCCUUGUAAUUUCGUGCUUAUUCAUGGUGGAGUUACUCGCAGCAGCCUUGAGCUUUGGUAUGGGGUACUUUUCAAACUGGUUCCACAUUUUUGAUUCUCUCGUGAUUCUUGUCGCAUUCAUCAUUCAAGUCUCACUCCGGGGAGUGGAAGAAGAAGUGGGCUCGCUUGUCAUCGUUUUGCGUCUCUGGCGAGUUUUCCAAAUUAUCGAGGAGUUGAAGUCUGCUAGUGAAGACACUAUGGAGCAGUAUGAGGAGGAGAUAGAAAGGCUUCGGCAAGAGAACGCUAGUCUCCGCGGAAGACUGAAUCUGAAUCUAGGAGGGAGUGAAGAUCUAGAAGGGAAUGUCGCCUAG
Molecule: messenger RNA, 618 nt
Organism: Penicillium daleae
Lineage: Eukaryota; Fungi; Ascomycota; Eurotiomycetes; Eurotiales; Aspergillaceae
Exons: 2
Coding region: 1-618 (205 amino acids)
Biological process (GO): proton transmembrane transport
Cellular component (GO): plasma membrane
Molecular function (GO): voltage-gated proton channel activity
Source: RefSeq, a predicted model, not a curated record